Scutellospora calospora is the source of this 328-nucleotide messenger RNA. The record is from the annotation of a GenBank genome assembly. Lineage: Eukaryota; Fungi; Glomeromycota; Glomeromycetes; Diversisporales; Gigasporaceae.
AAUGUUGCUUGAAAAACUUUCCAAGAAAUGUUUUCGACUUAGAAAAUUAAUGAUUUGUUGUAAUAUUUCUGACUUGUCACCUAAUGAGUUUGUCCAAUUAAUCCAUUCUUUCACAAACCUUGAAAAACUAUUUAUUAUUCCGCCCGUAAAAUUAAAUAGAGAGCAUAUUUUACAAUUAGAAAAACAUCCCAAAUUAAAAGAGGUUAUACUUAUGGGUAAAUGUACUGAUGAAGCAGAAUAUUAUAUUGAGAAAGACAGAGAAAUGAAUCAUUCGCGCAUGUUCAUCAAAGUAAUUAUACAUGGAUAUAAGUUUAGUAAUAGUUGGUGA